Prosopis cineraria is the source of this 741-nucleotide messenger RNA. RefSeq lists its product as uncharacterized. NCBI's taxonomy places the organism in Eukaryota, Viridiplantae, Streptophyta, Magnoliopsida, Fabales, Fabaceae. The record is from RefSeq and is a predicted model, not a curated record. The transcript is spliced from 2 exons. Bases 1 to 741 code for a protein of 246 amino acids.
AUGGAAUUACUUAAAGACUACGACUGCAUUAUUCGAUAUCAUCCUGGUAAGGCGAAUGCUGUAAUUGAUGCCCUAAGCAGAAAGUCUAUGGGUAGCUUAGCACAUGUGAUUGCUAUAAGGAGACCUUUUAUGCAAGAAAUUCACACACUUGAGCAAGAUGGAGUGGAAUUAGAAAUUGAUGAAAAGGGGGUAUUUUUGGCACACAUGCAAGACCGUUCUUCUUUAAUCGAUCAAAUUAAAGCUACUCAAAAUUCAGAUCCAAAACUUGCUCAAAGUAGACAAAAGUCUUAUGUAGAUUGUCAUCAUAGAGAGUUAAAAUUUAUGGUGGGAGACAAAGUUGUCUUGAAAAUAUCACCUAUAAAAGGUAUUAUAAGGUUUAGGAACAAAGGUAAACUUAGCCCGAGGUACAUUGGUCCAUUUAAAAUACUGGAAAGAGUAGGUGUUGUUGCUUAUUGUCUUGCAUUGCCUCCAGAGUUGGUUGGCAUUCAUCCCGUGUUUCAUGUAUCAAUGCUACGGAAAUAUUUGUAUGAUCCUUCUCAUGUGGUUGAAACUCAAAAAGUCCAAAUAAAUGAAGACCUAACCUAUGAGGAAGUUCCAGUAGCCAUUCUUGAUAGGCAAAUAAAGAAACUAAGAUUAAAGGAGAUUGCUUCUGUGAAAGUAUUAUGGCGUAAUCAUUCUAUCAAAGAAGCCACUUGGGAAAUUGAGACUGAAAUACGAGACAAGUAUCCACAUUUAUUCUAA